Messenger RNA from Cladophialophora carrionii CBS 160.54, 1698 nucleotides. RefSeq lists its product as uncharacterized. Bases 1 to 1698 code for a protein of 565 amino acids. The record is from RefSeq and is a predicted model, not a curated record. Lineage: Eukaryota; Fungi; Ascomycota; Eurotiomycetes; Chaetothyriales; Herpotrichiellaceae. The transcript has a single exon.
AUGGCAAUGGCAGAGCUUCCGAACGGAACCGGCAACCACAAUGGAAAACCCUCACCUAAACCUCUUGCACCCUCAAACAACCCAAUCGAUGAUGUUGAGACCCACGGCGAUCUGAGACUCAAUAACUCCGCAAAGAACCACGACAUGAACGGCGAAUUCGAAGGUCCUCAGAUCAACGGUGAUCAUAUUCACCUGAACGGAUCCGUUAGCGACCCAAAUGCGAAUCACCUGCAUGCUAGUCUUGAGGUCGACCGCGACAUUGAACCAUACCAUCACCCAGGUUCGGACCAUGUCAUCCGCUUGUCCGGGAUUGAACACUGUAUGCCUCGCUCCUAUAUUCGGAUCUGCCUGGCCUACCGCCUCCCGAGACAAGAGAUGCUCGGCGAUGUAGUGACAAGGUUGAAUCACUUUGUCAGAGAGACGGUCAACGCGAAGCCAUAUCUCAGUGGCUAUGUGGUGGCUGUGGAAAAUCCUGGCAAUCGGGUUGGUGCGGUCGAGAUUCGAUUCUCAGACACAGACUUUCUGGAAUAUCCAGAUGUUGGCGUUCGUCACUUGACGCGGGAAGAGGUCCCGUACACCUAUGACCAGCUCUGUGAAGAUGGCUUGCGCCCGAGCGUGAUUAAACCCGAGAUUGUGUCUGCAUUGGGAGAAUCCGCAGAUGAAGAUCGAGCACCGGCAUUCCGAGUCCAAGCAAACGUGGUUGAAGGAGGCAUCAUCGUGUCGGUGUACUUGCACCACUGCAUCUCGGACGGCAACGGUGCUGAGUGGCUCAUCUCGGGCAAUGUACUGAGAGACGACUUCGCCUUCAAGCGGGAUUUGGACGGCGGAGACCACGACAUCCCUAGUCUAUCCAUGAGACUCGAUACCUUCGCCCGGCACAAGAGUCAGGUCCGAAGCGAGUUGUCCUACUCUUCCGCUAACCAGAUCAAUGAUCGGCAUCUGAAAUACAAGACAGUGCAAGCGGCGGAGAACUCACAUCAUGUCAUCAAGCCCAUCGGGCGUGGCUGUGUCUUCGCAAUACCGCUGACCAAGCUCGCCGACCUGAAGCAGCGCCUCAUGACCCUUGCACGCGCCGAGCGCAUGAGCCGUAGCGACGUAUUGAUGACCCUCAUCUGGCAUGGUAUGACAAAAGCUCGGAUCCCUUCUCUAUCACAGAACCCAACAGUCACCACUUCCAAACUCAACAUUCCCGUCAACAUCCGGACGAGAAUAAAGAACAAGCUGCCGGAAUCAUAUUUCGGCGCUGCCGUGGACUUUGCGUCUGUGGAAGCGCCACUUUUUCAUUUUGCGGACAACGACGACGCUUCUAUGUGCGAGACCGCCUUGGCGAUCCGUAAAGCCAUCAACCAAGUGACGGAACCAUACAUCCGACAGUCAAUUGCCCUGGCGGAAAACCCCAAUCCAAAGAUCGAUGUCCGCGACCUGCAGGGCAGCAAUAUGGAUCGGACAGAUGGCGCCGACAUGUAUAUUACGAGCUGGGAGAAAUUGAAACUUUACGACGCCACGUUUGACAUGGGUCUCGGUCGACCAGAUUGGGUGCGCAAGCCGUGGAGUAGAGAUCCUGGCUCCUGCAUUGUUCUCCCUUUCGACGACCGCAAGGACUACCUUGAAGUCGUGAUUCAAAUGGCAGAAGCUGACAUGGGUCGGUUGUUGGAGGAUAAGGCCUUCAUGGGUUAUGUUGACAGAUGGAUAGAAUGA